Messenger RNA from Colletotrichum lupini, 1587 nucleotides. RefSeq lists its product as uncharacterized. Bases 1 to 1587 code for a protein of 528 amino acids. The transcript has 7 exons. The record is from RefSeq and is a predicted model, not a curated record. Lineage: Eukaryota; Fungi; Ascomycota; Sordariomycetes; Glomerellales; Glomerellaceae.
AUGUCAAACGUCAACAAACAGUUUUGGAAGCGCCUCAGAGGCUCGGAGGCUCACGUUCAGUUCAGUGGGUUAGGUUACCGCAUUCUUGUGUUGCUACAGCUGCACGCGGGCGGGAGCCCGUUCGUUCUUCGUUCGUUCCAGGUCGGGUUGGGUUUAGGCUCAGAGCACUGCACGUCGCCCAGCUCCAUCCACGGCACGCCACGAAACACGCUCCGAGAAGAUCCAGACCCCCAACUACGUCCUCUUCCCUCCCUUUCCCUUCCCCCCCCGAAGCUCCCUUUCCUCCAAACUUUCAACGGUGUACACUGCACGUACACAGCAGCAACACCAAAAAGACAAGAAAAAGUCAUGGACCCCUCAUCGCCGGCAAAGAGACGCGCCCUCGCGCCCCUGGACGCGAACGUGAACGCGAUAUCGUCGCCCACGAAGCUGCACAAACACUCCAAGCUGGGGGCGGCGCCCCAAUCGCCGCGUAAGAGCAGCAUCGGCGGCAGCCCCGUCAAGUCUCUCAAUCUCAAGAGGUCCUUUGCCGCCGCCGCCGUCGACAUCUUUGACGAGAACGCACUUGUUCCCAAGAAGAAGCAGUGUCAGGAGCCCGCCUCUGCUCUUGCCGCUGCUUCUAAUGCUACUACUACUACUACUACUACCACCACCGCUGCACCCGUAGCUGUAGCUGCACCUGCGCGAGAAGUUGCACUGGCACCUGAAGCUACAUCACCAGUUCCUGCUAUUCCAUCUGCAUCCGCGGCCGCAUCGACUCCCGCACAGACGGAGAUGGAGAUGGACGUUGAUCCCGAUGCCACGGAGACCCAGAGCGAACAAUCAGAAGAGCAGAACCAGCAAAGCGAACAACAACUAGAACCCGAGGUGGUGCAGGGCGAGAACGAACUGCUGCCAGAACAACAGCAGAAAGGGUCGCGGCACGAGACACCGCGAACCCGCUCCGCGUCCCCCGCAGACACGUCGGCCGUGUUCGACACCUCGGCCAUGGACACGUCCCAAAACACCACCAUCCUCACCGAGCCAGACGCAGAGCAGGCUAGGACCCUGCCGCCGCCGAGGCCGAGGAGGUUAUUGACCCGCGAGGAGGCGCGACAGAAAGCUCGAAUCCUUCGACUGAAACUCGGACUCGCGAAUUACAAGCUCCAGACAGGGCAGGAGAACGUGCCGCUUGACAAGCUGGAGGUGAAGCCGCGACCGGGGCAGCAACCGCAGGAGACGAAGAUGCAAACGCAGACGCAGACGGCGGAGAGGGCUCUGCCGAGGGUCAUGGUGCAGCCGCCGUCAAGACGUGAUGGCCCCCCCGAGAAGGACGCCGAGGAGGAGGUUGUCGAGGAGACUGAGACGGACGAGCCCGCGCAAUCGCAGGAGUCCGCCGAGGCCGAAGCGGCGACGACACGGGCACCACAGGUGCAGGAAGAGAAGGAAUCUCAGAACGUAGUCAGCGUCCUGCCGCGUCUCGAUAUGGAUAACCUCAAAGCUGGCAACGACGAAGACGAGCCGACGAGUGCUGUUUCGGGUGGUAUCGUGAGCAGUCUGCUCAGUUUGGCGAGGGGUUCGUCAUCCUCCGUUUCUACUUCGUCAUGA